Besnoitia besnoiti is the source of this 2757-nucleotide messenger RNA. Its product is annotated as creatinase domain-containing protein. Gene Ontology annotation, molecular function: metalloaminopeptidase activity. The record is from RefSeq and is a predicted model, not a curated record. Lineage: Eukaryota; Apicomplexa; Conoidasida; Eucoccidiorida; Sarcocystidae. The transcript has 13 exons. Bases 1 to 2757 code for a protein of 918 amino acids.
AUGAGUCCCCUGUCCUUCGCGCGCCUUCGCGCAGGCGGUGGUGGUGAGACUUUCUCCUCGUACAACUUUCUUUGUCGUAGCCAGCUGCGGUCUUUUCCGGCGAGAAGCAUCUUCCGGGGGGGUCGUCGCUCGCAUGCGCCUCCGUCUGGGUGUGCAGGGUCUUUUCUGUCGUUUUCAAAGAGCGCGACUAGUCUGGAGAAGCCUUUCGCCGCUCAGCUGAGGCUGCCUCCCGAGUCUUCAUCGUCUUACCUCUCGUUUUCUGCGUCGCCUGCGGCUAGUUCCUGGUGGCUGGAUGCCUUCUCCGCCAUCCUCGGUCUGCUGACGCUGUCUCGGCGAGGCCUUUGCUUCAGCGGUCGACGGCCCGUCCCAUCCGGCACCUCGGUCGGCCGUCUGAGCGCGUGUGCUCCGUCACUUCCUGCGCAGACUGCAUCCGCGACCCCGCUCUCGAGAGUAGACGGCAUCCGUCUGGGAAGGGAACCCCCGCUCUCGGCCUGUCUCUACUAUUCAACGAGCAUGGGGCAAGAUGGCGGGGAACGACGCGCCGCAGCGCCGUCGGCGGCGGAGAAACUCGCUCAACUGCGGCAGCUGAUGAAAGACCGCGGCCUGGACGCCUUUAUCGUCUACAGCGGCGACGCGCACGGCAGCGAGAUCCCUGCGCCGUGCGACGAAAGGCGCCAGUUCCUGACUGGCUUCGACGGGAGCAGCGGCGUGGCGGUUGUCACUGCGGACGAGGCGCUGCUGUGGACCGAUGGAAGGUAUUUCGUUCAAGCCGAGCGGCAGCUCGAUCCGUCCCUGUGGAGACUCAUGAAGCAAAACACGCCAGGCACCCCGAAAGUGCAGGACUGGCUCUUCAAUAACCCCAAAGUCAAGCGUCUGGGCGUCGAAGGCAAGUAUACGCCGAUCUCGGAGUACCGGCAGCUGCUGCAUGUCGGCUUUUCCCGUCCCUCGUCCUCGGCCACUCACGCUCUCCGCGCCAGCGGCGACCACGCCGGCGCCGUGAAGACUGAAGGCAGCUGCAGUGCGAAAGAUGCGACGAACUCGAAAGAAAUCGUCAUCGUAUCAGACAACCUAGUCGACCAGGUCUGGGGUGCAUCCCGCCCGCCUGCGCCAACGGCAGAUAUUCUAGUUCACCCGAUUGCAUUCUCAGGUGCCUCGACGCGGCAAAAGGCGGUACAGAUCGUUCAACAAAUGAGGACGUCUCGCUGCGACGUGCUCCUGCUUUCGGCCCUGGACGACGUCGCUUGGUUUCUGAAUCUGCGUGGCUCCGAUGUCCCCUGCUCGCCCGUCUUCCUCUCGUACUGCUUGCUCGUUGAUUCGGCCCCAGACGCGCCCGCAGAAGUCGAGGGCGGCGAAAAGGCGACGCAAGACGACGCCGCCGCCCCGCUGAUCAUCCUGUACUUGAACGAGGCACGCAUCAAAGGCGACGUCGCGGAGGAGCUGGCGAAGGCGCAGGUGCGCGUCCGUCCCUACGAGAGCGUGCGCACCGACUUGAGACACGUUCUGCGAGACAAGAAGUCGUUCAUCGAGUUUAUUUUAAAAUCGAAGGAUCUCCCCGAUGAACAGAAAGGUCUCCAAGAGUCCACACAGCCGUCAAGCGCGCCGAAAGGCAGCGACACCUGCUUAGACGCCCCCGGGAAAGGCGCGCAGAUGCUGUGGCUCGACCCCACAGUCAACGUCUCCGUGUAUGCGACGGCCAACGAAUGUGAUGCCCGCACCACGCUAACAGUGACGCCGGCUGCCACGAACAAGGCAGUGAAGAACGCAGCGGAACUGGAGGGGAUGAAGGAGGCGCAUUUUCAAGACGGCGUGGCGCUUGCCAAGUUCUUCACCUGGCUGGAGCAGUAUGCGGAGCAGCAGCCCCGCGAGCCCUUCACUGAAUGGGAAGUGGCUCAGGUCGUUGACAGCUUUCGAGCUCUCUCUCCCUCCUUCCGGGGGAUCUCUUUCUCUACCAUCGCCUCUGCUGACGCGAACGCAGCCAUCGUCCACUACCGGCCUUCCCAAGAGCACAGCGCUCCAGUCACCUCCUCCUGUCUGUUUCUCCUCGACAGUGGAGGUCACUACGCCGUUGGCGGAACGACAGAUGUCACUCGAACCGUCCACACAGGGACUCCGAGCGAAGAGCAGAGACGCUACUUCACGCUCGUUCUCAAGGGUUUAAUCGGCGUCUCUAGGCAGGCGUUCCCGCAGGGCACUCGCGGGCCGCAGCUCGACAUCCUGGCGCGGCAGCACUUGUGGGCGUCUGGCUUGGACUACCGGCAUGGAACGGGCCACGGCGUCGGGAGCUAUUUGAACGUGCAUGAGGGACCAAUCGGAAUUUCUCCUCGCCUGAUCUGUCAAGCAGGCGAAACUGAGCUGGCGGAGGGGAAUGUGCUGUCAGUGGAGCCCGGAUUCUAUGAAAAAGACAAUCUCGGAAUCCGCAUUGAGAAUCUGGUCUACAUCGAAAAAGCCACGCUGGCCGGAAACUUCGAGGGCAUGAAGUUUCUCCGCUUUCAGCAGCUGACUGCCGUUCCCAUUCAGAAAAAACUCAUUCUACCUUCUCUGCUUACCAAUGAGGAAAUCCAGUGGCUGAACGACUAUCACCGUUGGGUAUGGACGCAAGUGGCCCCCCGCCUUGAAAUGGAAGCCGCGCAGAGCGAAGUAGUUUCUUCAGUUCGUCUUGAUGGGACCCGAACCGUCUCGGUCCCCGCUCCGGAGGAAACCCUAAGGUGGCUCGAAUCGGCCACAGCUGCCAUGCCUCUGCACGCCACUCGAUUCUGA